Molecule: messenger RNA, 2757 nt
Organism: Solea solea (common sole)
Lineage: Eukaryota; Metazoa; Chordata; Actinopteri; Pleuronectiformes; Soleidae
Gene: abcg1
Product: ATP-binding cassette, sub-family G (WHITE), member 1
Exons: 15
Coding region: 60-2084 (674 amino acids)
Biological process (GO): cholesterol homeostasis
Cellular component (GO): plasma membrane
Molecular function (GO): ATP binding; ABC-type sterol transporter activity; ATP hydrolysis activity
Source: RefSeq, a predicted model, not a curated record
CUGGAAUGCGUCAUGAGACUGAUCAGAUGUAAGUGAGAGAGGCUCAGUGUCCCAAUGCCAUGGCCUGUCUGAUGGCCGCUUGGUCUGUCCACAACCCGAGCAUCACCAAUGCCAUCAUCAUGAACACUAAUGGGCCUCCUGACCUGAUGUUGGAUGCACAGUCGGUGUGUGUUUAUAUGGACGAGGUGGUCAACAGGAGGGUGGCUGGCAGGCAGCAGACACCGAUGGCUCAGGGACACCUGAAGAAGAUGGACAACAACCUGAUGGAGGCCCAGAGGUUCUCCUCAUUACCACGAAGACCAGCAGUCAACAUCGAGUUCAAUGAUGUGUCAUACUCCGUUAAAGAGGGACCCUGGUGGAGGAAGAAAGGUUACAAGACUCUGCUCAAAGGGAUUUCUGGGAAAUUCACCUGUGGGGACCUGGUGGCCAUCAUGGGGCCUUCAGGAGCCGGGAAGUCCACACUCAUGAAUAUCCUGGCUGGGUACAGGCAGACAGGAAUGAAGGGGGAGGUUCUGAUCAAUGGUCAACCCAGAGACCUGCGCUCCUUCCGUAAGGUUUCCUGUUACAUCAUGCAGCAUGACAUACUGCUACCUCACCUUACUGUCCAUGAGUCCAUGAUGGUGUCUGCUAACUUGAAGCUACAGAAGAAGGUGGAGACUGGCAGAGUGAUGGUCCGGGAGAUCCUGAUGGCUUUGGGUUUGCUGGACUGUGCUGAAACAAGGACGUCUCACCUGUCAGGGGGUCAGAGGAAAAGACUGGCCAUCGCUCUGGAGCUCGUCAAUAAUCCACCAGUCAUGUUCUUUGAUGAGCCGACAAGUGGCUUGGACAGCUCGUCCUGUUUCCAGGUGGUGUCUCAGCUCAAAGCUCUCGCUCAGGGAGGAAGAACCAUCAUUUGCACAAUCCACCAGCCAAGCGCCAAACUGUUUGAGCUCUUUGACAAGCUCUAUGUUCUCAGUCAGGGUCAGUGUAUCUACAGAGGGAAGGUCUCUGGCCUUGUGUCCUACCUCAAAGAACUUGGACUUAACUGUCCCACGUACCACAACCCCGCUGACUACGUGAUGGAGGUGGCGUCCGGAGAGUAUGGGGAUCAGAUGGUGCGAAUGGUGAAGGCCGUUCAUGACCGAAAGUGUGACAUGGAUCAUCAGACUGAGCUAAACGGAGACGCAAACCUGCACCCGUUUCUUUGGCAGAGCACUAAGGAGGAGUCAGCGCCCUCUGACGGUUGCCAUAGCUUCUCUGUGACCUGUAUGACCCAGUUCUCCAUCCUGUUCAGGAGAACCUUGCUCAGCAUUCUUCGAGACUCGCAGGUGCUGACUCACCUGAGGAUCUUGUCUCACAUUGGGAUCGGCAUUCUGAUUGGUCUGUUGUACUUGGGCAUUGGGAAUGAGGCCAAGAAGGUUCUGAGCAACUCAGGCUUCCUCUUCUUCUCCAUGUUGUUCCUAAUGUUUGCCGCUCUGAUGCCCACAGUGCUCACAUUUCCCUUGGAAAUGGGAGUUUUUCUGAGGGAACAUCUGAACUACUGGUACAGUCUGAAGAUAUACUACCUUGCUAAAACCAUGGCGGACGUCCCUUUCCAGGUGGUAUUCCCGGUGGUGUAUUGCAGUAUUGUGUACUGGAUGACAGCUCAGCCUCCUGAUGCCAGCCGCUUCUUUCUCUUUUUGUCUCUGGGCAUACUGACAUCUUUGGUAGCUCAGAGUCUGGGUCUACUCAUUGGAGCCGCCUCCACCUCAUUGCAGGUAGCGACGUUUGUCGGCCCUGUCACUGCAAUACCAGUCCUGCUGUUCUCCGGAUUCUUUGUCAGUUUUGACACCAUCCCCUGGUACCUGCAAUGGAUAUCAUACAUAUCCUACGUCAGGUUCGGCUUUGAGGGUGUCAUCUUGUCCAUCUACAGUCUGGAUCGAGAGGAUCUUCACUGUGAUGAACACGAGACAUGUCACUUCCAGAAAUCUGAGGCAAUCCUAAAGGAGCUGGACAUGCUGGAUGCCAAACUCUACCUGGACUUCAUUGUCCUUGCCAUAUUCUUCUUCUCUCUGAGGCUCAUUGCAUACUUUGUCCUACGGUACAAGAUCAGCGCUGAGAGGUAGGCCAGGACUGGGCCCACAGGACAUCUGAGUGAUUUGUAGGCCAAUGUUAGCGUGUUGAAUGGAAUCUGUCCACAUGUGAACACUGAAUCUACUUUGGCUAGAGCAAACAAAAUGAGAAUGUGAGGAGUAGAGCAGCAGAGUCUGGUUCAUUCAAUCUGACUGGUCAUCAAGAUCCUCAGGUUAAAGAUUAGGUCCUACAUGACCAGGAGCUGGUCUCCAGAGUCCUGAAGGAUAGGAGGACCAGAAUGAUCUUAUGUCCAGAUCUUGGUCAGACCCUGUCUCACAUCAGAGACAAUGUUGAUGUUGGGGUCACUGUAUCUCACCCGGUUUCCUUUUUUUUUUUUUACUCUCAGAUCAAAUGACAAACCAUUUUUUCUGUUGUGACCAGUGGCUUCACAAGGUCCUCCUUUUUUUACCGGGUGGUUUUGCUGAAAAGAGAACAGGACAGAGUCAGUUGGUGCAAUUUGUUUAAUGUUUAAUACGCCAGGUGAUGCACGGAUUACCUGUUACGGUGCCUAUCAAAUGCCUCUUUGUGUCAGAAAGGCUGCAGGAGGUUAGGUGAGGUCAAACUGAGAGUAAACUGCAACACUGACUUGUUUUCAGAUUAUUUUUUGUUUUAUGAAAAGAUGUUUGUUUAAAAUCACUCCUUGUCAAUAAACAUAAUUAAUUCAAA